GCUACCCUGUGACAAUUCAGAAAGCAUUUGAUUGCGAUCAAAGACGUAUGUCGGUUAAUUGCGUACAUUAAGUAUACUCGCGACGUGUUCAAUUGCGAACUACGGGCAGUAAAAAAAACUAGCCUAAACAACCUAAAGAGCAGAAACUUCAUGUUCUAGCAGUUGAAGUCUGAUAUAUCCUGCGCAUCAAAAACCUGAUGCUAUUUCGUUAGUGUGUCAUAUAAAAUACGUGAUCCAUUCAACGAUACUUGAAUUUCGGUUCUUCCUAGCAAUAGUUGGAGAUAUUUUGUAUUCGCACACUCGUAAAACAACGGCGUUAUCGCGGUACAAAUCUCAAGAUUUGAUUCUUCACUUUAAUUAAAUCAAUAAAUUUUCAAUAAAACUGUUCAGUUUUAGUGUGAAAUCCACAGUGAACUUGGAUACUCAAGACUGCGCUUAUCAAUAAUUGACAAUAAACAAUAAAACAUUGAAAAGAAGACGAAAGCAAAAUCAUAAUCAAAGUACAUUCAAAACAAUAACAACUUAGACGAUUUAUUAAAAGAGCUCUCUAAUAAUCCAAAGUAAUGGAAACCGAAAUUAUCAUCACCACAAACUCUUCGGAGCCCACGACCAAAGCAAGUUUAAUUGUUGUGUCCAAUCGUUUGCCGUUUAUUUUGGUCAGGAAUGCUAAAACAGAAAAAUUGGAACGAAAAGCCAGUGCUGGCGGCCUUGUAACUGCAGUAUGUCCUGUGGUGAUCAAGGGUAAAGGUCUCUGGGUUGGUUGGCCUGGUAUUCACCUUGCAGACAGUUCUGAGCCAAUUCCAGAAUCGAAUCCAAACGAUCAAACACCUACCGCAGGCUUAAAAUCAGAACAGGUUGUGUCGGUUAAUAUAAAUCCAACAAUUUUUGAUAGUUACUAUAAUGGUUGCUGCAACAAAAUUUUUUGGCCCUUAUUUCACUCAAUGCCUGGUCGCGCUACAUUUGGCGCCGAUCACUGGAAGAAUUAUGUGAUAAUAAAUAAACAUUUCGCCACUCGCACUAUUGAAGCCUUGGAAAAAUGUUUAGCCAAAAAUAAUGGUACCGACAAGAAUCCACCUAUUGUAUGGAUACAUGAUUACCAUUUGAUGCUUGCUGCGAAUUGGGUACGUGAGGAGGCAGAGGAAAAGAAUCUAGCAUGUCGAUUGGCGUUCUUCCUGCACAUACCAUUCCCACCAUGGGAUAUUUUCCGUUUAUUUCCAUGGUCUGAUGAAAUUUUACAAGGAAUGCUUGGAUGUGAUCUUGUUGGUUUUCAUAUCACUGAUUAUUGUCUUAAUUUUGUUGAUUGUUGCCAACGUAAUCUAGGAUGCCGUGUAGAUCGAAACAAUCUUUUGGUUGAGCACGGUGGUCGUACAGUACGUGUGCGUCCUUUACCCAUUGGUAUUCCAUUUGAAAGAUUUGUGAGUUUAGCUAAGACUUCACCUAAAGUGCUAAAAUCGUCAAAACAACAAAUUAUACUUGGUGUUGACCGUUUAGAUUACACAAAGGGUCUUGUGCACAGACUAAUGGCAUUUGAGGUUUUACUCGAGAAGUAUCCACACUAUAAGGAGAAAGUCAGUUUAUUACAAAUUUCAGUGCCAUCACGUACUGAUGUCAAAGAAUACAGGGAACUGAAAGAGGAAGUUGAUAAACUAGUUGGGCGCAUAAAUGGUCGUUUCACAACAGCAAAUUGGGCACCAAUACGUUAUAUUUAUGACUAUGUUGGUCAAGAUGAACUUUCUGCUCUAUAUAGAGAUGCCGCUGUGUGUCUUGUCACUCCGUUAAGAGAUGGCAUGAAUUUGGUUGCAAAAGAGUUUGUCGCUUGUCAAAUUAAUGAAGUUCCAGGUGUCUUAGUCAUAUCGCCAUUUGCUGGUGCUGGUGAAAUGAUGCAUGAAGCAUUGAUUUGCAAUCCUUAUGAAGUGCAUGAAGCAGCUGAAGUUAUUCAUCGUGCGCUUACAAUGCCUGAGGACGAGAGAGUGUUACGUAUGGGUCGUCUUAGAAGACGUGAAUCUGAAUGCGAUGUCAGCCAUUGGAUGCGUUGUUUCCUUAAAGCUAUGGGCACAUUGGAAAUGGAUGAUGUAGGUACAACAACAAUGCAACCAGUUACCAUAGACGAUUUUGAUGAUUAUUUGUUAAAAUAUAUUGGAUACAAUCACAAAUUAGCACUACUUUUAGAUUAUGAUGGCACACUGGCACCAAUUGCCCCUCAUCCAGACUUAGCCACGUUGUCGCCAGAAAUAAAAAAUGUGCUUUUUAAGUUAUCUAAUCAUUCUGAUGUUUAUGUAGCUAUAAUAUCAGGAAGAAAUGUGGACAAUGUUAAAAAGAUGGUGGGGAUUGAAGGUAUAACUUAUGCAGGAAAUCAUGGCCUGGAAAUUUUACAUCCAGAUGGUACUACAUUUGUGCAUCCAAUGCCAAUUGAGUAUGAAAACAAAGUCAGUCUCUUGCUCAAGGCACUUCAAGAUUCGGUGUGCCGCGACGGGUCUUGGGUAGAAAAUAAAGGCGCACUGCUUACCUUCCAUUAUCGAGAGACACCAAAUAACUUGAGACCAGCAAUGAUAGAGAAAGCUCGCAGUUUAAUUGAAAAAUACGGAUUUCGAGCCACAGAAACUCAUUGUGCACUAGAAGCACGACCUCCUGUGCAGUGGAAUAAAGGUAGAGCUUCUAUUUAUAUAUUACGAACAUCAUUUGGAGUAGACUGGAGUGAGCGCAUUAAAAUUAUUUAUGUUGGCGAUGACUUAACUGAUGAAGACGCUAUGGUGGCUCUUAAAGGUAUGGCUCGCUCAUUUCGUGUUACAUCGUCUGAUAUUGUAAAAACAGCCGCAGAUCACCGCUUACCUUCAACCGAUUCUGUUUAUACCUUAUUAAAAUGGGUUGAACGUCAAUUUAUGGGUCGGAAAGCCCGUGCUAAUUCACUAACAUACCGUAAUAGAAAAGAAGACACUGUUCAAACGCAAAUGUCAUUGCAAAUCGCAUCGAAAUCAAACAAUUUGGAAGUUCGAACCGAUUGACAGACGAAGGAAAGAUUAUCUAUACAAUACUAACUAUAACAAUCAUACAAAUUUACCAAGUAUAUUUUUCAUUCAUUUUGGUGUACAAGUAUAUGCAUUUCAUAAUCUAGUAAAUAGAUGAUUAUAAGAUUUAAGUUAAAUAAAAAAUUUGCUGAAAAAAAGCUUUUGUACUGAACUCCAAAAAGUGAUAAGACCAAAAUAAAUGAUGUAGUAUUAACAGAGCUGCCUCUGUAGUUCUGGUUUACGACAAUGUUUGUGGUUAUUGUAACCCAUGGCGACCUGCUUAGCCAUCAAAAUUGACGAGUAGCUCCGGGACAGACCCGGCCAUUCUCCAGUAAGUGACUGAUAUUAGUGUUUAGACGACUGUUAUAAGGUAUUGUUAUAGGUUCAAGUAUGAAUGGUAUAUAACAACCUUUUAAAACCAGGAGCGAUCGAAUCCACGUCACCGAGUCACUUCAUUGUACAGAUAGGCAAAGAGUAUUUAUUUAUACUAAUCUGCUACAAUAAUUUUAAAUUUCCAAUUGAACGUAGAUUUUUAGUUUUGUAUAAGGAGUGUGCACUUUUUGAUCCAAUGCAGAUGGUGUUCAGCCAUGCAUUGUUUAUUAUGACCCUUUAAUUCUAUAAACAGGCGGGUGCACAUUCUAGAGCUACUUCUCUAUACAAAUGACUAAGUUUUACUCAUUUUUCUAUUGCCUAUUAUAGGGUUCUAUUUUU
This is a messenger RNA of Teleopsis dalmanni, 3716 nucleotides long. It is a transcript of the gene Tps1, whose product is annotated as alpha,alpha-trehalose-phosphate synthase [UDP-forming]. Gene Ontology annotation, biological process: trehalose biosynthetic process. The transcript has 6 exons. Gene Ontology annotation, cellular component: cytosol; alpha,alpha-trehalose-phosphate synthase complex (UDP-forming). NCBI's taxonomy places the organism in Eukaryota, Metazoa, Arthropoda, Insecta, Diptera, Diopsidae. The coding region runs from base 564 to 3002 and encodes 812 amino acids. The record is from RefSeq and is a predicted model, not a curated record. Gene Ontology annotation, molecular function: catalytic activity.